Molecule: messenger RNA, 1416 nt
Organism: Beta vulgaris subsp. vulgaris (sugar beet)
Lineage: Eukaryota; Viridiplantae; Streptophyta; Magnoliopsida; Caryophyllales; Amaranthaceae
Product: short-chain dehydrogenase TIC 32, chloroplastic
Exons: 8
Coding region: 145-1089 (314 amino acids)
Source: RefSeq, a predicted model, not a curated record
AAACACACUUUAACAAAUAUUGAGGUGAUUGGUGAUUUAUCCAGUAAUAUGACAUUUUUAUGUCAUCUGCCUCAGUGCUAAAGGACAAAGACAAAGAAAUAGAGAAUUUUCUUGUUCACCCAAAAAAAAAAAAAGAGAGAGAAAAUGUGGUUGUUUGGGAAAAAAGGGGCAUCUGGGUUUUCUGGGUCUUCAACAGCUGAAGAAGUUACUAAUGGAAUUGAUGGUACUGGUCUCACUGCCAUCGUCACAGGAGCAUCAAGCGGAAUUGGUGCAGAAACUUCACGUGUUCUUGCAUUACGCGGUGUACAUGUUGUCAUGGGUGUUAGGAAUAUGGUUGCAGGCAGAGAAGUCAAGGAUAAAAUAGUUCAGGAACUUCCCAAUGCUAGGAUUGAUGCUAUGGAGUUAGAUUUGAGUUCAAUGGCAUCUGUUAGAAAAUUUGCAUCGGAGUACAGUUCCUCAAAGCGUCCACUUAACCUUCUCAUUAACAAUGCAGGAGUAAUGGCCACCCCAUUCAUACUCUCUAAAGACAAUAUGGAGCUCCAGUUUGCAACAAAUCACUUGGGUCACUUUCUUUUGACACAUCUACUUUUGGACACAAUGAAGAGAACAGCUCGGGAAAGCGGUAGAGAGGGAAGAAUUGUUAACGUCUCAUCAGAGGCUCACCGCUUUGCAUAUUCUGAAGGAAUUCGCUUUGACAAACUCAAUGAUCCAUCAGGGUACAGCAGUUGGCGUGCAUAUGGUCAAUCGAAGCUUGCUAAUGUCUUGCAUGCUAAUGAGCUAACCAAACGAUUGAAGGAUGAAGGGGCUGAUAUAACUGCAAAUUCUCUUCAUCCCGGGGCAAUUAAUACAAAUCUUUUCCGCUAUAAUGGCUGGAUAGACGGUGUGACUCGUAAGCUUGGGAAAUAUGUCUUAAAAAGUAUUCCACAGGGAGCUGCAACAACUUGUUACGUUGCUAUGCAUCCACAAGUGAAGGGCGUAAGUGGUGAAUAUUUCAAUGAUUGCAACCUAGCCAAGCCUACUUCACAAGCUCAAGAUGCUACCUUGGCCCAAAAAUUGUGGGACUUUAGCAUGAAAUUGAUCAAUACUUAAUGGUGUUUCUUAGCUACACUCGAUAUACAAUAUAUCAGUUCUAACAAACAAAAAAGAGAGUAAAAAGUAAGGUCAUUAUUGGAGCUUCAACAAACUAGUUGAUCUGUAAACUUUAGUUUGCAGUGCUUUGAAUUCUCAGAAAUUAUGUUCUAUGGUGUGAUUACUUUUUAUUUAACCUUUAUCUUGUUAUGUACAGAGAAAUGUUUAGGCUACUCCUCUCUCAAGGGAGAAACUCAAACUAUUAUAUGUAGCUAUGUAUCGAGCUUGCAUACAUAGUCCUGUGUAACUUGUGAAAAAGUUAUAUAACUCGAACAAGAUUUCAUAAUA